Aspergillus saccharolyticus JOP 1030-1 is the source of this 762-nucleotide messenger RNA. RefSeq names its product NAD(P)-binding protein. Gene Ontology annotation, cellular component: intracellular anatomical structure. The coding region runs from base 1 to 762 and encodes 253 amino acids. NCBI's taxonomy places the organism in Eukaryota, Fungi, Ascomycota, Eurotiomycetes, Eurotiales, Aspergillaceae. The transcript has 5 exons. Gene Ontology annotation, molecular function: oxidoreductase activity, acting on NAD(P)H, oxygen as acceptor. The record is from RefSeq and is a predicted model, not a curated record.
AUGGGGCCUAUUACACCGGUCAACGAACCCUCGACCACACCACGCCGGCCGUCGCCGGCUCGAGAAAGCCCCCCUAUCAUCGGCCGCACCAACGACCUCUUCUCACUCGGCAACUGCACGGUUGUCAUCACCGGCGGUGGCCGAGGGUUAGGGAUUGUGCUGGCCGGCGCGGUCAUCGAAGCCGGCGGUGAUGUCGUGUACCUAGAUCUUCUGCCCCACGCCCAGCGCCGACGAGUGGGCGUCUGUGCAAAAGCUGGCCGGCCGCUGCAGGACGCCUCCACGCAUCGUACGUGUCGUGUGGACAUCACCGAUGCGGCUUCCACAGAGCACAUCCUCGAGCAGAUUGCUCCAGAUGCAUUGAGUCCCAACAUGACCCUGCGUGGCCUUGUAAUCUGCGCCGGGAUUCAGCACUGGGCGCCUGCGCUGGACUAUUCAGUGGAAUUGUGGAGAAAGAUGUUGGACGUCAACGUGAUUGGUACCUUUACUUCCGCCAAACAUUGUGCUCGUAUCUUCAAGGAACAAAAUUUCCCUGCUAGUAUCGUACUGAUUGCCUCCAUGUCGGGACACAUCGCCAACCGCGGUCUUACCUGCACAGCAUACAAUUCCUCCAAAGCCUCCGUGCACCGGAUGUGUCGGUCUGUCGCCCGGGAAUGGGGACAAUAUGACAUCCGCAUCAACACGUUAUCCGCUGGUUAUAUCCGCACCGCGCGGACAUUUUGCUUCUGCUUGAUCAUAGGGAAUGAUUUCCACACAUGGCGUUGA